Messenger RNA from Eufriesea mexicana, 1568 nucleotides. It is a transcript of the gene vermilion, whose product is annotated as Tryptophan 2,3-dioxygenase vermilion. Lineage: Eukaryota; Metazoa; Arthropoda; Insecta; Hymenoptera; Apidae. The record is from RefSeq and is a predicted model, not a curated record. The coding region runs from base 197 to 1393 and encodes 398 amino acids. The transcript has 7 exons. Gene Ontology annotation, molecular function: L-tryptophan 2,3-dioxygenase activity; metal ion binding; heme binding.
GAUAAGUUUCGCCAGUCGGUAGUCAUUCAGUUUUUAGUCGCGAUUCAACCACCUCACUGACAACAUGUAUCCCUUUGUAUUAUUCGUUCCACUGAGUGAUGCUCGUUGAAAUUUAACUAAGUGUCAUUUUGGAAAAGAGUUUAGUUAAAGUGAAAGAGAAGUUCAAGAAAAUGAUCAGUUAACAGAAGGACCCGGUAUGCUUUAUAGCGAAUACCUUCGAUUGGACAAAAUCUUAACCGCACAAAGAUUGCUAAGCACCGAGUACAACAAGGAAGUGCACGAUGAACAUCUUUUUAUCGUCACUCAUCAGGCAUACGAACUUUGGUUCAAACAGAUUAUCUACGAAUUGGACUCGGUCAGAGUACUUUUCAACUCCGAACCAAGUGGCUACGAUUCCUUGAACGGCACCGCCAACAAUCACACUUCCGUUCAGAAAAAUCGGAUCUCCCAAGUUCUUAACGAAUCAAGGACCUUGGAAAUUUUGAAGAGAUUAAAUCGCAUCGUCCUCAUUUUAAAACUGUUAGUAGACCAGGUAACGAUAUUGGAAACCAUGACACCGUUGGAUUUUAUGGCAUUUAGAGACUAUCUGUGUCCAGCCUCAGGUUUUCAAUCAUUACAGUUUCGUCUGUUGGAGAAUAAGCUAGGCGUGAAACAGGAGCACAGGGUCAAGUACAAUCAAAGUUACACCAGAGUAUUUGGAAGAGAUCCAAAAGCUAUCGAAGCGAUAAAAUGUUCAGAAGAGGAACCUAGUCUCAGUUAUCUUGUUCAAAAAUGGUUAGCAAGGACGCCAGGUCUGGAAGCUCACGAUUUUGAUUUCUGGGGGAAAUACAAAAGAUCUGUCGAGAAGCUGCUCGUUGAACAGGAACAAUUUGCUCGAAAACAAACAAAGGAGCAACUCAGAAAUUAUCAUUUGGCAAAUACACGUUCUCGGAAAGCAGUAUUCGAGACGAUUUUCAACGAAUCUCUCCAUAAUGCGCUUGUAUCUCGAGGAGAAAGAAAAUUCGCGUACGCUGCUCUUCAAGGUGCAGUAAUGAUCACAUUGUAUCGCGACGAACCAAGAUUCAGUCAGCCCCACCAAAUUUUAACCGCGUUAAUGGAUAUUGAUUCUCUUAUUACAAAAUGGAGGUAUAAUCAUGUUUUGAUGGUUCAAAGGAUGAUCGGGACCCAGCAACUCGGAACAGGAGGAUCUUCAGGAUAUCAAUAUUUAAAAUCCACUUUAAGCGAUAGGUACAAGGUAUUUCUGGACUUAUUCAAUCUAUCCACUUUUUUGAUACCUCGCCAUAUGAUUCCACCAUUGACGAAACAAAUGAAGACAAAAUUAUCCGUUGUUUGCAAUGAAUGGAAUUCAGAUGACAAUCAAAACAAUUCUGAAUGUACAAUGGAUGAUACGUAGGAAAAUUAUGACUUGAUGAUGCCAUAAAUGUUAGGAUAUGUAUUAGGAUAGGUAAUGGAGUAUCAAAUGCAUAUAUAUAUAAAGUCAACAACAUAAAACUUUAUUUUGUUUUGCCGUUCAACGUGCAUUAGAAUAUGUAUAAAAAACAUAAACGUGGCUGCAUAGAUAAUUAUAU